AUGCAAGGUAGUACUACAUGGAUACAAAAUGUCGACACGUUAUGGGAAACCUUACAGCCGUUAAUUAGAUACCCAGUUCUACCUUUAAUCCUGGUUGAAAAAUUACUCGGCUUAAAUCUCCGAUACUUAUACCCUGUACUUUUGACUUAUAGUGUACUAUUAACGAUAUACUUCCACAUUGAUACCAAGUAUAAGACUAGGGGUUCUUGGAUAUCAAUAAAAGACACAGCUGAUCCGGUGUGUGUCAUUACCGGAGGGAGUCUUGGAUUAGGCAACGAGCUUGUAAAAUCGUUGAUGAGUGAUAUCCCUGACAUCAAAAUUGUUAUACUAGACGUUGUAGAUCCUAAACUAGACUUAUCGAUUACCAAAGACCGGAUUGAGUUCCUAAGGUGUGAUUUAUCAAGCGACGAGGAAGUUGAAAAUGCCAUAAAAACCAUCAAGAACAAGUUUCCAAAAGUUGAUUUAUUGAUAAAUAAUGCUGCUAUAAGGGGUAGAUUUUCCAGACUUGCUGAUAUGCCAUGUGUCGAAAUGAAUAAGAUAUUCCAUGCAAAUGUUUUGUCCACCAUACGAUUAAUCCAAGCAUUCCAUCCUAAGAAAUCUGCAAAUAACGAUUUUUACUACGUUGUUAAUAUUGCUAGUGCGUUAGGAAUAAUGUCACCUGCUAGAGCUAGCACAUAUGCUGCUUCUAAGGCAGCAUUGAUAUCGUAUCAUGAAUCUUGGACGUAUGAGCUUCUGAAUGAUAAUGCGAUGAAUGUCAGAACACUCUUGGUAUUGCCUGGUCAAAUGGAUACGCAAAUGUUCCAAGGGUUUGAGCCUCCAAGACAAUUCUUGGCACCAGUAAUUAAAGCACCUGAAUUGGCCAAAGAGAUCACACAAUGUUGCAUUGAGGGGAGGAGAGGUGAAAUAUGUAGACCGUUUUAUGUGAAUUUUCUGAGAAUGAUGAAAUGUUUCCCAGAGAUGAUCAUUGAACAAUUACGAGCGUUUUCUAAGAUGGACGCAUGUUUACCAAUUGGUAGUAAAAGCUCUUGA
This is a messenger RNA of Kluyveromyces lactis, 1029 nucleotides long. It is a transcript of the gene TDA5, whose product is annotated as Tda5p. Gene Ontology annotation, molecular function: oxidoreductase activity, acting on the CH-OH group of donors, NAD or NADP as acceptor. The coding region runs from base 1 to 1029 and encodes 342 amino acids. The record is from RefSeq and is a predicted model, not a curated record. The transcript is spliced from 2 exons. Lineage: Eukaryota; Fungi; Ascomycota; Saccharomycetes; Saccharomycetales; Saccharomycetaceae.